AUGCGACAAUAGUUUCAUUCACAGUUUUAAAUUCCAAACGUUUAGCUGCUUUUUGGGCAAUUUAAGUGAACAAAUUAGAACGAAAAUGCUGCGUUUUGUUUUGCUAACCUUGGCGUGUCUAUGUGUGGCUGAAGGCGUCACUAAUUUUAAACAAUGUAAAGGUAAGCCCGCACCUUUGAAAGUGAAUGUGCAUGACUGUGAAGAGCCGCCCUGUGUUGUCUACAAAGGUCAAUUUGCGCUUAUGGAUGUGCAAUUCGUAGGCAAUGAAAAUAAUUCUCGGGACUUGGAGACAAAAGUAACUGCCAAAGUCUUUGGCAUAACUGUGCCCUAUGAUUUACCCAAGGAAGUCUCCGAUAUAUGCGAAAAUCUUUUAUACGGCGCCAUGUGUCCCAUUGAUAAGGGCGAGGAUGUUACAUAUCGUUUUAGAUUCUAUGUUGAGCAAGAGUUUCCCGAAAUAACUACCGAAGUGACGGUUACACUAAACGAUGCCAAUAUGGAGCCCGUUGCCUGUUUCAUUGUCAGUUGUAAAAUACGCAAGGGUCCAGCCUCGCGUAAUGCCACAGAUACUCUGCUAUUGGCCUAGUUUAUAGGACAGACGAACCACACGACGCAACGUUUGUUAUUAGACUAACGCCUCUUCAAUUGUUGUUAAAUAAAUUUCGAAUUUCUAGAUAAUGUAGUAGUUUAGCUAAACGUCAUUGUUUCGAGUGGCUUCCAGUGUACCCAAUGCUAUCAGUUGUUGCUUUGGACGGCCUUUAAUGUGGGAGAUAAAAAGCGUGUUGUGGUGACGCGACGAUUUGCACCGAAAAUUAAAUUUAAAAGUUAUUACCUGAGUAGCUGCGAAUACCAAUAAAAUCCGUGCUGAUAAUCAUUUAUUGACCGGUAGCUGGCCCCAAUGAAUUGGCCAUAUGGUCAACAGGUUGCCUAUGCUCGCUAAUCAGAUACGGCUAAAAAGCAAAGUGUCCAAGUGCAAAGCGACACUGCAAGAAAUUAAAGCGAGUCUGUUGAAAUA
Messenger RNA from Drosophila busckii, 1012 nucleotides. It is a transcript of the gene Npc2e, whose product is annotated as NPC intracellular cholesterol transporter 2. The transcript is spliced from 3 exons. Gene Ontology annotation, molecular function: sterol binding. Gene Ontology annotation, biological process: sterol transport. NCBI's taxonomy places the organism in Eukaryota, Metazoa, Arthropoda, Insecta, Diptera, Drosophilidae. The record is from RefSeq and is a predicted model, not a curated record. The coding region runs from base 86 to 583 and encodes 165 amino acids.